This is a messenger RNA of Fomitopsis serialis, 858 nucleotides long. RefSeq lists its product as uncharacterized. Lineage: Eukaryota; Fungi; Basidiomycota; Agaricomycetes; Polyporales; Fomitopsidaceae. The coding region runs from base 1 to 858 and encodes 285 amino acids. The transcript is spliced from 4 exons. The record is from RefSeq and is a predicted model, not a curated record.
AUGUCCGACAUUCGACCUGAGAGUCAGGUCCAGCCAUCAUUGAUUCCUCCGUUAGAUACAUUGUUCUUCAAUCCUAGUCUAAUGGAACUGGAGUUCCUGCAUGAAGCUGUGUCAGCGGACGAUGGUGAGAUGCGCAAGAGGAUUCUGGAAGUGCAAAAAGAUGCGAAAUACCCGUACCCUUGCAUCCUCGGUUUCCACCAUGUUGCCCUCAUGAUGUCUGGAAACCCGAUCUAUCCAGCUGUGCUGAAGAGCGGGAAGAGAGGCGACACAGUAUUCCUCGACCUCGGAUGCUGCAUGGGCACUGACGUGCGCAAGCUCGUGCACGAUGGGUACCCCGCUGCAUCCGUCCUCGGAUGCGACCUGCGGCAAGAGUACAUCGACCUCGGGUACAAGCUAUAUCGUGAUCAGGAAUCCUCGAGCAUUCGCUUCUUCACGUCCGACAUAUUUGACGUCCCGCUGUCCUUCACGCAGCCAGCUACAAGAUUGGAGGGCCUCGCCGGCACGAAGAUCGCGUCGCUUUCCCAGCUGAUCGGCUCCCUCACGCACAUCUACAUUGGAGCGGUCUUCCAUCUCUUUGACGAAGCCACGCAGUACGCGAUCGCUUUGCGGCUAGCAACGCUGCUGAAGCGCGAACGCGGAGCCGUCAUUUUUGGGAGGCAUCGAGGGCUGGAACAGGAGGGCAUGAUAGACGAUCACUUAGGCCGGACGCGUUAUGGACAUUCGGAGCGGUCCUGGCCAGUUCUCUGGAAGAAGGUCUUCACCGAAGCAGAGAGCGCUGAGUUCGCUGAGCGGCGGGUCAAGGUAGAAGCCAAGCUGUCGGAAAUAUUCUGGCAGCAUGUCUUUGGGAAGGGACGAUGA